This is a messenger RNA of Ostreococcus lucimarinus CCE9901, 1644 nucleotides long. RefSeq lists its product with no specific name. NCBI's taxonomy places the organism in Eukaryota, Viridiplantae, Chlorophyta, Mamiellophyceae, Mamiellales, Bathycoccaceae. The transcript has a single exon. The coding region runs from base 1 to 1644 and encodes 547 amino acids. The record is from RefSeq and is a predicted model, not a curated record.
AUGGCGACGGCGCGAACGGCGACGGCGCGAACGGCGACGGUGACGACGCGAAGACGCGCGCGCGCGAGGUCAGGGCGACGCGCGGGCGCGCGGGCGCGCCGAGCGCGGGCGCGAGGGGAAGAUGAGGCGGCGGCGAGGGACGCGGGCGAGACGGCGACGCUCGCGGCGCUCGCGCUGGCGCCGAAGGAGGUGGUGGACGCGAUCUCGGUGCCGGCGGAGCUGGUGGAGGUGCGGGCGUACGUGCGGUGGGAAGAGGCGGGGAUGCCGAGCGAUACCACGGACGCGUGGCGACAGCGGGAGUACGAUGAGGCGCUGUUGGAUUUGAAGAUUGAACUCUUGCGAGGGACGACGAUGAACGAGAUUCGAGCGCGGUAUAAGAUGGCGCCCGUGGAGGGCGGCGACGCGAAGAUGUUCAAUGAAGACGCGGAUUUGGCGCGAAGGGUGAAGGCGGCGGCGGUGAUGAAGGUGCGCGCGAGCGUGGAUGAGGUGCAGGGGGCGCACGAGGAAACGGAGACGAUUGAAUUCAUCGAGAGCGUCGUCGUCGAGGACGCCGUCGUCGAGGAUGGAGAACCGGAAGCCGCCGCGGCGGAUGACGACGCCGAAGAGGCUGAAACCGUCGCGAGUGAGGUGGAAGAUGCGAUCGCGGCGGCGAUGGAGAACGCUGUGGCGGAAGACACGGACGCCAUCGUCGACGUCUUCGCCGCGCUCACCGAAGAAGAAAUCGCCGACAUGGAGGCGUCUUUUAGCGCGCAGGCGACGUGGUCCACGCGCGAAGAACUCGUGGCGGCGAUCACGGCGACGCCGAGCGCUGAAGACGAUAACGAAGUCGAUCUGCUCAAAGAUCUCGAAGAGACAAAGCUCGCGCUUUCGGCAAGCGAGGAGGCGCUGCAAAAGACGAAGACAGAGCUCGAGGACAUUGAAGCCGAAAUCGUCGUCUUGCAGGCGACUUCCGACAAGGCGCUCGCGGAGAUGAAAGAAGGGUGGGCCGCCGAAGUCAGUCACCUCGAAGCGCAGCUCAAGCAAGCGGUCGCGCGUGUGGGGAUGGAUGAAGGUGAAAUUGCCGCGCAAAUCGCCAAGUUUGAGCGAGACGCCGAGGAAGCGAGGAGAAGGGUCGAGGCGCUCGAGGCUGAAAAAGCCGUCGUCGCCAAGCAGCUCGAAGAUACAAAGGUUGCGCAAAUCAAGGCUGAGGCCGUACGUGACGCCAACUCGGAGGUGAUUUUGAUGCUUAAAAAGGAGUUGGAAUCCACCAAGGACGAGCUGCGCGAGAUGAAGUCGAACUCGGUGUCGGAGAAGGAGUUCACGGCGAUGCAGAGCGAACUCGACCGCGCCUGGGAAGCCGCGGCGGAGCUCCAAACGAUGUGGGAUAACGACCGUAAGGUUAUUGAGUUCUUAACUAAAUCCAUCGACGACGAAAAGGUGAAGAAGGAGGCUCGACAAGGACUCAAUAUUCCCGUCGCCGCAAAAGGACUUUUGAGCUGGGCGCGCACCACCAUCAGCAAGCGCGCGAACGACGUCUCCGUCGUCUCGCAGCAAACGCUCGAGACUGUCUCUCAAGCGUAUCAAGAACUCGAAGCGUCGACUGGUGAAUUCAGCGACGACGUCAUUUCGGACGAUUCCGAGUCGGAUUUCAUGCGCGACAUGUAA